CUCACAAAUAAAUAUGUGACGCUAUCCUCGUAAACCAAAUUCUAAGUUAUAUUUUCUCCGGGCAACCCUUUAUUUAAUUUCAAAUCCGAACGGCUGACGGGCUGUCAAGUAUUGUUAUGAAUGCAUUACUUUAUUUAUUUGAGUUUUAAUUAAUUUUCCACGAAUUAAAGAAUAAUGAGUGAGACAAAACUUAGUAGUGAUGAAGUGCCCGCAAAAUUUGCGGACUGGCUGCUGGCAAUGGGUUGUCCCCCUGAAAAAGUACCGACAGUGGACAAAAUUUCGCAGAUGUGCCGUGGAACAUACUAUUUAGUGUGGCGCAGUCUUAUGGAACAGGUAGAAUCAAAAGACAUCAUAAAACAGAAGAGACUGCAAGUUUUUGCGGACGAUGUGAGGAGGUGUAAGAAGAAGAAUCUAUUUACAGAACAUGACACAAAUGUGCUGAUGCCGCCAGAGCUGACACUGUGGCGGCAGCAAACUGAAGUGCGGCAGAAGGUGGUCGAGGCUGAAGCCCGCGUCGCUGAAGCCAAGAGAGACCUCAUUGAGAUCAUGGACAAGGUGUCUAGCAAAAUAUCCCAACGGAACCUGGCCCGUGAGCGAGUCCAAGACCUGCAGCGAAGAGGCUGGCUCCUCCAACUCCUUGCAGAGGAUCUCCGCACCAAGAAACAGAGUCUUAUUGAGGCACGCGCUAUAGCUGAGGAGAUGUGCGCUGUACAGGACCAUACUGAUGUGCAGCCAAAACUAGACAGAUGCCUGUCGUCCCAGCGUCGUCAGCCAGCCGCCGUUGCGGCCACCGUGGCGUCCUCCACCAUGAUCAGCAAUAGCAGCACAAGCACAGCCAACAAUGGCGAUUUGGAAGAGGAGCACAUAAGUCAGCUAGUGGCGUGUCGCGGCGACGCACUGUGGGCGGAGCUAUACGCGCGUAGAGCAGCUCUUGUCAACUCAUUGAGCAGAGGAGAGCCCACAGUGGACAAUAACCGAGGAGCAUAUAAGUCAGCUAGUGGUGUGUCGCAGCGACGCACUGUGGGCGGAGCUAUACAGGAACACAUAAGUCAGCUAGUGGCGUGUCGCGGCGACGCACUGUGGGCGGAGCUAUACGCGCGUAGAGCAGCUCUUGUCAACGCAUUGAGCAGAGGAGAGCCCACAGUGGACAAUAACCGGCCUAGUUUUCAAGCGGUCCUAAGCGAGACUGCGGCACUGCAGUGCACUUUAACAUUAGAAGCCUUCAAGUGCCGUGAAAUGACGAGAUUCGCUCAACAGCGUCUUGCACAAGCUGUUGACGCAUUGAAUACCCAACUAACAGGCGAAUCCUGCGAACUGUUAGUUCUUCGGUGCGAGCGCGCGCGAACAGAGGCGCGAGUUCUCGCACUGCGCGACGCGCUGCGGCAAGUCACGGAGGCCGAGGGGUUGUUUGCCACCAGCCGGGCUGAGCCGCAGCCUGCCCACAACCAGAUAUAUAAGAUUGAUAAAGCUAUUGAAUCCAAGAGAGAGGAAAUCAAAAGCGUCACAUCGUCUCUAGCCUCGACGGAGAGGAAAAUGCAGAACGUGAGAGAGUGUCUGACGACCAUUUUUAAUGGUUUUCGCAACGACGCCCCGGACGCCAAUAUCAGCCACGCCAGGGGCCUGCAGCUAGACCUGCCCUCAGAGUCCAUAGCAAGCCUCCGUCAGUUCUAUGAGAAACGGCGCUCGCGAGCCAAGAUGGAGCUGAGCAUGGAAUUCGACGUCUCGGAUAAUUCAUUCAAUGACCUAUCAGAUUUGGGCAACGCACGAUUCAUCGACGAGCUGAGAAUAUACUUGAAGAAAUUCAAUCUGGAGAAAAACAGGAAACUUGUUUUAGAAAGCGGCGAAAAAAUCUGGGUAUUUGAAACGCUCCGAUCCGCCGCAUCCCGCCUGCAAGCUCGCUGGCUCACCGCCGACAUCGCCAGCGGACUUACGUGCCCGUCGCAGUCUCUUCCACACAACGUACUGAGCCUCGUCAAGGCAGUCGGUCUUAAAGCUAGGCUACGGAGUGUGGGACAAAGUGAGAUAGACUUAAAUGUCAAUGUUGACAUAAACAAACACAUUGACGAAGAAGAUCAGAUCAUAGACAAGAUCAAGAAACGCCUCGACGAGAACCUCCGCAGUCUCCAGAAGACCGUCAAGACCCUGGAGCAGGGGAAAGAGAACCUUAGUCUGUGGUCGGAUAAUCAGUUCAAGAACCAUAUGUCGCAGCAGAGGACGGUCGACGGCAAGCCGUAUAAAGCUUAUGAGGCUUAUUAUUUGGAGGCGUUGAGUUUCUGAACGUU
Molecule: messenger RNA, 2282 nt
Organism: Cydia fagiglandana
Lineage: Eukaryota; Metazoa; Arthropoda; Insecta; Lepidoptera; Tortricidae
Exons: 15
Coding region: 175-2277 (700 amino acids)
Biological process (GO): spindle assembly
Cellular component (GO): HAUS complex
Source: RefSeq, a predicted model, not a curated record